Molecule: messenger RNA, 930 nt
Organism: Drosophila santomea
Lineage: Eukaryota; Metazoa; Arthropoda; Insecta; Diptera; Drosophilidae
Gene: Reepl1
Product: receptor expression-enhancing protein 6
Exons: 1
Coding region: 106-831 (241 amino acids)
Source: RefSeq, a predicted model, not a curated record
UAUAUGUUCAAGUAGCCAACACAAACCAACCAAGUCAAGAACCAAAACCAAGCUAUAUACUUUUUUCAAAAUCCAAAAUUAAAAAAUAUUUCGAAAUUGUAAAAAAUGAUUUAUGCGAACGCGGUGUACAUUGUGUCCCUGCUGGUGGGCUGUUUCUAUCCAGCAUUCGCGUCCUACAAGAUCCUGAACAAUCAGAAGCGUAACGACAAUGAUCUUCGCGGGUGGUUGACCUACUGGAUCGCCUAUGGAGUUUACGUGGCUUUUGAUUUUUUCACAGCGGGUCUGGUGGCAUUCAUUCCAUUUCUAAGCGAGUUCAAGCUGCUCCUCCUGCUCUGGAUGCUGCCUACUGUGGGCGGUGGCAAUGAGGUGAUCUACGAGGAAUUCCUGCGAUCCUUCUUUAGCUGCAACGAGUCCUUCGAUCAGGUCCUCACCCGUGUCACCUUGGCUGGCAGUGAAUUGGUGGGCCAACUAGUUGGCUCCGUUCUUGGCCAUUUGAUGAUCUUGGCAGAUACCUAUCUUCUUCCCCGCGGGCAUCGUCCUGCCCUCCAAAUUACCCCCAGCAUCGAGGAUCUAGUCAACGAUGUGAUAGCCAAGAGACAGCUGGAAGAGAAGCGGAAACAAAUAGAUAACCUAUCCGAUACCAUCACCGAGAUUAUGGGAGACAAGACCGAUUUAAGUAAGGAUCUGCUGAACGGAUCUGAAUCCGAUGUACUGGUCCUUAAGGAGCAUAUUUCCAAGCCCAAGGAGAAACCUAAAACGCCGCCGAAGCCAAUGCGUCAGCCAACAUCGAGCAACCAGCAUGAAAUGAAUCUUCAGCCGCAGUUUGUGUAAUAGCAAUAGAUGUCAAUAUCAGAAUUAAGAACUUUCGAAUAUCGUACAUCUCAGAAAUAAGCUAAUCAUACCGCAAUAAAUUUAUAAUAGUACAUUCAA